Drosophila subobscura is the source of this 985-nucleotide messenger RNA. RefSeq lists its product as uncharacterized. The record is from RefSeq and is a predicted model, not a curated record. Lineage: Eukaryota; Metazoa; Arthropoda; Insecta; Diptera; Drosophilidae. The transcript has a single exon. Bases 143 to 910 code for a protein of 255 amino acids.
UCAGACACACACACAAAUGUACUGAAUCACACGUAGAUUAUAGAUCGGAUAAUAAAUUGUUUGCUGUAUCUUUUAUUUGUUGCAAUACGAAUUGAAUAGUGCGUUUCCAAAUUUCCAAUUAUAACACACACAUUUCGAGACCAUGACCAAGUCGAAGGGCGGCCCGUCCACCAUCAAGAAGCGGCUGGAGCAGCAGGUGGCGCUGCUGCGGCGGGAGCUGGAAACAGCGAAGACGGACCAGAGCGACAUUUGCCGUAAGUAUGCGACAACGGUGCGAAAGCAGGCAGGUGGCGCCCGGGAGGGCAAGGAAUCGCUGAUGCUGAAGCAGCGCAUAAAGCUGUUGGAGAAGGAGAAUCACGAGAAGGAUCAGUACAUAGCCCAACUGGAGGAGCAGAUCGAGAAGAUGCCUGCACAGUACGAGAACAGGAUGAUGGAGCUGUGGAAGAAAGCCACGCUUGCAGAAAAGGAACUGAACAAGGUGUACCAGAACAUGCGCAGCAUUAAGGACGAGGUCAAGGAGGUGGAUCAACUCAGGGACAGUGUGGCUGUCCUCAAGGCGCGAGUGGAGCGUCGCGACUUCAUCAUUGCCCACUACGAGGCGCGGAACUCGAACAGCAUCAAGGUUGUCCAGGAUCUGAACAAGCCUGAGGCACGCCAUAGAAAAAGCCACACCAGCUCCCACGCAUCGAGGCAAAUUGUUCUGCCCAGCAAACGACACAACACGCCCGAGCCAACGGGUGUGCCAGCAGAGUCGGAAACUAAACCCCUGGGAUCCCUCUUGAUGGAGCGUUACAAAAAGUUGCAGAACCUCAGUCCGCCGAAGCACGAGCUAAGGCCCGUUGACUUCACUUGCCUGACGGCGGCGCUCCGGAUGAAGGGCCACCAGGGCAAUCGAUAUGAUCUACACUGACUCCUCUCUGAUUUCUGAUGCCAGUUACCAGCUCUCCACUUUCCACGAACAAGAAGUCGUCGAAAUUGCGUUGUA